UCCAUCGAGCGUGCCACGCAUUUUGAGAAGGCGAUUGGCAUUGACUCAUACGUCCUACAAAUGGCUGGACAUCGAAAUCAACGCUGGACCUUUGUCCACGAUCGAUCUGACGAUCGGUGACAAUCGCGGCAACGGCAUCGUUCUGUCUUACGAAACUUGGAGAGCGCUGAUGGAUAGACGCGCGGACGUCGAGCGACUCAUGCAGUCAACUCCGACAUCAUCGUCAUCGUUAUCGAUCUGUGACUUGACAGUGCGACUC
This is a messenger RNA of Wasmannia auropunctata (little fire ant), 259 nucleotides long. RefSeq lists its product as uncharacterized. The annotation marks the transcript as partial. The record is from RefSeq and is a predicted model, not a curated record. Lineage: Eukaryota; Metazoa; Arthropoda; Insecta; Hymenoptera; Formicidae. The transcript has a single exon.